AUGUCGCAGGUCUCGUGGGUUUCACCCGACUAUCCUUUCGUCAAGUAUGACGGACCUCCUCGCAAUAUUGCCUACAUCGAUCAACUUGAGUUCGACCCUCAGCUCCAGCCUGUAAACUACGAGAUUUCCGGUACAGCUUCGUCAUCGAAAGUACUCAUCUUGGACGUCGAUAUCCUGGAGGCCACUGGACGGGAGCCUUAUCGAGGUGAUGUUCUCAUUGUGGCUUAUCAAAAGUGGUUCACAGGCCAAAAUUUCGCUCAUGUGGGCACCGUUCCCAAAAAAGAGAAACUGGUCGCUGAUUCAAGCGUGCGCGUAUUCCAUGGGAGGGGGCGCACAUUGAUACCAGGCCUUGGGGACGCCCAUACUCAUUUCACAUGGAACGGAGGCGAUUUAGAUCGUUUGGGUGGCCUUGGCGUCGAAGAGCAUACACUCCUCACUGCGAGAAGCGCAGAAUGCUUCUUGGAUUCAGGCUAUACCAUGUGUUUCGGAGCCGCAUCUGCUAAGAAACGUCUGGAUGUUGUCAUAAGGGACGCUAUCAACGCAGGCGAUAUCCCGGGUCCUCGCUUCCUGGCAAAUGGGCAAGAGAUGGCCCGAAGAGGAGGGGAGUUAGUUGGAGGAAUCACCGCUUAUGCGGAUGGCGCGACUGAAAUGAGAGACGUGAUUCGCGAGCAUAUUGAACUGGGCGUGGACCAAGUGAAACUUUCGAUGUCCGGAGAAUCGAUCACGGAGGUUCGAUAUGCUGAGGAUUGUUAUUUUACCCCUGAGGAAACGGCGGCAUGUGUUGAUGAAGCCCACAAACAUAAGAAGCGAGUUUGCUCUCACGCGCGAGCCCGGGACUCUGUCCAGCAAAGUAUUGAUUAUGGCGUGGAUGUGAUUUAUCAUGCAUCUUAUAUCGACGAGAAAGGCAUGGAUGCCCUAGAGAAGAACAGAUCCAAGCAUGUCGUGGCACCAGCUAUUAACUGGCUGAUCGCUACCCUUCAUGACGCUGUAAUGUUCGGCUAUACAACAGAGAAGGCCGAACAGGUUGGUUACCAGAAGGAACUGGAUGCAGCUGAUCGUGCCAUGCGGGAGAUGCAUCGAAGAGGAAUAGUCAUACUUCCUGGAGGCGAUUAUGGAUUUGCGUGGACACCACAUGGUACCUAUGCUCGAGACCUUUCUCACUUUGUUGACCGUUUCGACUUCACGCCACACGAGUCUAUUAUUGCAGCGACAUACGGCAUGGCUAAGUUGUUCAUGCGGUCUGAUGAAAUGGGCCAGAUCAAAGAGGGCAAUUAUGCGGACUGUUUAGUAGUCGACGGCGAUCCAUUGAAAGACAUUUCAAUCCUGCAAGAUCAUGAUAAGCUGAACAUAAUCAUGAUCAAUGGUCGUGUUCACAAGGCAGGAGUGAAGGAGUAUGUUCUUCCAAUGCAGGAUUCCACUGGUGUGCACUCCAAGACAAAUGAGAUGCUUCGGAUGGAGCGAACCCUUCCGCUCAUGUCAUGA
Aspergillus affinis is the source of this 1482-nucleotide messenger RNA. RefSeq names its product metal-dependent hydrolase family protein. The record is from RefSeq and is a predicted model, not a curated record. NCBI's taxonomy places the organism in Eukaryota, Fungi, Ascomycota, Eurotiomycetes, Eurotiales, Aspergillaceae. Gene Ontology annotation, molecular function: hydrolase activity, acting on carbon-nitrogen (but not peptide) bonds. The transcript has 6 exons. The coding region runs from base 1 to 1482 and encodes 493 amino acids.